This is a messenger RNA of Symbiodinium necroappetens, 2499 nucleotides long. Lineage: Eukaryota; Dinophyceae; Suessiales; Symbiodiniaceae. The record is from the annotation of a GenBank genome assembly.
AUGGUGUGCCUCCCGGAUUGCUGGCGUGAGGCCAAGGUUACUUCCUGGGUAGACCCAAGUUUGCAUGUCGGGCAGCCCUAUAUUGACCACCUUGCCACUGUUGUUCGCGUGCAAGCCAGGAUAAAGGUUGGAAAGGGGGGCAACCGGCUGAAUCUAGCCCGUAUUGACGCCGCCGCCCUCAUCGAUCCAGCCAACAGGCCUCACCUUCAACGAAUCCUCUCAGCUGCUCCCAAGAUUCCCUGGAAUGUGACAGCUGAUGCGCAUGCAGCCCUGCUCGUGGGCUACUUGCAGAAGGAGCUCUCGGAGACUUUUGCCCCAGCUAAGGGGCGACCCAGACAGACUUACAUUUCCGAUGAAACUUGGACGCUGCGCGGCCAAGUUGCAGCACUACGAAAGAGAUGUGCCAGACUGCGCAAGCACUGCCGCAUGCAUCUCCUUGUUGCUGCCUUUCGCGCUUGGGCUGCUCGGGAUGCCGAAAUCCUGCACACUGCACUGUGUUCGCAGUGGGCUCUCCAAGCUGCCACCUGGGGACAAGCUCAUGCGCCGCCACUCCUGUUGGGAGGCAAAAAAGGGGCUUCAGCUGUCUUUGGAAGUCAUGCCAUACGCCUCUUCUGCAAAUGGGCCACCACCAACCAGCUGCCUGCCUGUGUCCUCUUUGCGGACGUCGCUUCCGCCUAUUAUAAUUCGGUCAGGGAUCUCACGGCUAGAAGAGUGGACGCCCAAGGAUGCUCGGUCUCCACAUACGCCCUGCCGGAAGGUGCCACUGCUCAUGAAGGUUUGCUUGCAGCCCUCCAAGGCCCUAGUGCCUUCGAGGCCGCUGGGGCCCCAGCUUGGCUAGAAUCGUUAGCAUCGGAAAUGCACCGGGGGUCCUGGUUUACCCUGCGCGGGGAUCACGUCCCCGUGACAACCCGCCGCGGGUCACAAACGGAAGUUGCUGCUGCCCUCCCACUUGUUUGCUCUUAUAAGCACUUGGGGGUCUUGGUAGGCGCGCAAGGCAAGCUCCGUGCCUACCGCUGUCGACGCAUCUCAGUCUCAAGAAGAGGAACCCUUCUCGCUUCCAUGGUGUUACCACGACUCCUGUUCGGAGCGGGUGCCUGGCCGUGUCUGAAACGCGGAGAAGCUCAGCUCUUCCAGCGUACUGUCAUGUCGCUGUACAGACAAACCUUGUGUGUACCACGCGGCGAAGACCAGCACAUUUCAGGAGCAACCACCUGUGCACUUCUCCGCCUUGCAGAUCCGCAGACCCUCCUACAGGUCGAGCGUUUGAGGUACCUCAGACAACUCGUUCAGGCCGCCCCGGACGCUGUGUGGGCCCUGGUUCGACAGGAUGCUUCCUACAUCGGGGAACUGCGUGCAGCCUUGAGAUGGCUUUACCGCCGCAUUUCUGCCACUGUCCCGUUACCGGAUCCCCUCCACUCGUGGCCUGAUUGGAGCCAGGUCAUGUGUGCGUCACCGGGCCGUUUCCGAGGAUGGAUUAAGCGGGCGUCUUCCCUGGAAGCCCUGCGCUUGCGGGCCUUUGCGGCUUUCCAGUCCUGUCGACGUUUUCUGACUUCCUUUUGCCCUGAUGAGCAACGAGAGCCAGAGACAGCGGUCAGGUUUUCUGAAGCUUGCCUACCGUGCCGUAAAGCCUUUGUGGAUAGGGUCUCAUGGGCCUGUCAUGCGAGCAGGCUCCACGGCUACCGGACGAGGGCCACGGAGCUUACAAGGGGUGUCGAACGGGCCUGGUGCAGCGGGUGUGGGAAGCUUUUCGCCAAUGCCAGCCGCAUGAAAAGGCACGUCUUUGUCACUCAAGAGUGCCAACGGCGUUGGGGCACCUUUCACCCUGCUGGCCCGCCGCCUAAAGACCCUCUGCACCCAUCAGCACCACCGAUGCAGCUUCCAGGCCUGCAUGAUGUGACAGCCGAUGAGGAGGGCCCAUCUUCCGGCACUUGCCACCCCGCACUGCUGGAGGCCCUUCUAGGUCUCGAUGACUCCGCCGACGAUAAGGCAUGGGAGGCUAUUCAGGACUUCAUUGCCCCCAUUGAACACCUCCGCUGCACUGUUUCCGCAUGGAAGGAUCACCCUCAGGCCCAGUCCUUCGCGGCAGAUGUAGCAGGUAACAUGAUCCUCCUGCUCGACCCUGAGGUCUGUUGCGAGGUCUUCCAUAGGCCCAAGCAGCCCUCCCCGAAGGUGGAUUUUCUGGCACCCCUUACCUUUCCGGCUGGACUUGCCCUGCCUCUUGCCUCGCAUGGGGCCGCUGCUUCCUUCUCUGUAGAGGAGCCACCCCUGCCUUCAUUUGUCUACCCUUUCGACUGCAGCGCGCCACUCGCGCCUGCUUCGCGACAAAUCGAUUGGCUUGAGGCUUCUAUUGAGGUCGUUGUGGCGGCGGUCCAAACCGCAGCAAGCGCCCCGGUUCGCAUUUCCGCGUCGGGGGCAGCGCUGAGGGGACUGGAGCCUUUCACCUCCUGGUUGUGCAAAGGAGGAAUGAUCAAGACGGCUGACGGUCUGGUCUCUUCAUGA